AAAAACCAACUGGUGUUGAUGAAGAAAUUCUGAAAGAAGUGGACAUAGAAAAUAAGUUGAAAAAUCUGCAGGAUAAUGAUUUAGAUUUUAACCAAAAUGAUGAGGAUGAAGAAAGUUUAAAAAAUAGAAUAUUGAUUUUAGAACUCGAGAAGAAAGAAUAUCUACAACUACACGUCAGAGAAACUCAAGAAUACAAGAAAAAAUCUGCGAACAAUCAGAAAUAAUACGUGAUUUAAACAAAGAAUUAGCCAGGAUGGACAAACAAUUAUUGUAUGCUCAACCAAUUUACAACAGAUCUCUAGAAAAUUCCACAGCAUUCUCAGUAAGAAGGUCACUAUUUCCAAAAGUUUCAGAAAGUAGCGAAUCGCAUACCUACAUGAAAGAGACUGUUGAUGCACGGUAUACAGAAUCUAGUGUAAAUUUGUAAACUAUGCAAUUAAAUAAAAGAAAAUCAACAGAAGUGAAUAGUUCACCUCCUACGAAACAACAGAAACCUGUCUCAACGAAUGAAUUUUCUAGUUAAACUCUAAGUCCUGCAUCGCAUCCAAACAGUUAUGAAAAUAGUUCUUUUAAACAUUUAGCAGAUGAAAUGGUUCAAGAAAGGCUUGUAACAUCACCUACUCCUAUAGCUUCCGGGACCUCAGAGCUCAGCAUAAUUUCAGAAAAAAGUAAAGAUUAUCGUACACUAGUAAAUCAGCACAAAAAAGCAAAAAUAAGAGAACUUGAAGCCAAUGUAAAUAAAAACUAUACAAUACAGAUUGCUGAUGAAGACAAAAAUAGUAAGAGUAAAAGUAAGAAGAAAAAGAUCAAGAAAAAUAAGAAAAGGAAAUCAUCUGGAGACAGGCACACAGGUAAAAAUAAAAAUAAAAAAGUCCACAUAAGCAAAAACAGCUACUCCAGAAAAACUGACUACGAAUACGACUCUGAUAAGUACAAUAAUGAAGAUCAGAUGCAGGAUAUGACAUCGUGGAAGAAAGAAGUGAAUGGAGAACAAGUUAGCAUGAUUCAUUUGAAACAUGGUGUAUCCAUUGAAGUUUCUCAAUGGAAGGAAAUAAAAAAAGAAAAUGACCAACUUAUUUCUUAAGGAAAUUGGUAAGAGCGAUUUGGGGCUCCUAUCACCUAGCAAAUAGAGCUCUUAAUGUAAAGAAAUGCACGUCUUCUCUUUCCAAUCGUUCUCCCAAAAAAGCAUUAACGCCUGUUAAAAAGGCUGUAUUGAGAAAGCUCUAUUUUUCUUGUAUACAAGAUAACAUAAAGGAAAGAGAAGAUCGAAUCGGUCUAAGAAAAUCCUGGAAAACAGAAUUAGGUAGCAUUAUAAACUAUUUAAUGCGAAAAUAUCGUACACAAAAAGCAGAUUCAUCGUCGAGUUCGAACUCAGAUAGCUCCAACUCAACUAGCCACUCUUCUAGUAUAUCUGGCAGCGACU
This is a messenger RNA of Nasonia vitripennis (jewel wasp), 1423 nucleotides long. RefSeq lists its product as uncharacterized. The coding region runs from base 590 to 1084 and encodes 164 amino acids. The record is from RefSeq and is a predicted model, not a curated record. Lineage: Eukaryota; Metazoa; Arthropoda; Insecta; Hymenoptera; Pteromalidae. The transcript has 4 exons.